Molecule: messenger RNA, 5203 nt
Organism: Meleagris gallopavo (turkey)
Lineage: Eukaryota; Metazoa; Chordata; Aves; Galliformes; Phasianidae
Gene: CMC1
Product: C-X9-C motif containing 1
Cellular component (GO): mitochondrion
Source: RefSeq, a predicted model, not a curated record
UCGGGGCUGUGCAGAGGGUUGGUCCGCGCCUGCGCGGCAACGGCUUGGGGCCGGCCACGUAGGGUGCGCAGCUGCGGGUGUAGCGUGGAGCCGCAGAUGGAGCCUCCCCCCGGCGCAGCAGAGAAUUCUAAGCUGAGACAUGUAGAAAAAGAUGUCUUGAUUCCACAAAUAAUGAGAGACCGAGCUAAGGAGCUGUGUUCAGAUAAAGUGCAAGCAUUUACUAAGUGUUGCAAAGAAACUGGUUUCCUUAUGGUGGUAAAGUGUCGGAAAGAGAACACAGCACUGAAAGAUUGCCUUGUUGGCUACUAUACUGAUCCAUCAUUCAAUGAAGAAUGCAAAGCAGAAUAUUUGAAGCAAAGAGAAGAAUAUAGAGCAACUGGAAUUAAGAAAAAAAGGCAAAAGAUUACUUCAAAUGUAUAGUUCAAAUCAACUGUUUUAUAUCCAACUUAAUGAUUUGACUUGAUUUGAACAGACUUCUUUUAAAUCAUCAGUAUCUCUUGGUAAAAUUUAGCAGCAAGUCAGUAACAGAAAUCUCUCUGAAGCUGAAGGUCAACAUUUCUCAUUUUCUGUACUGAAGUUUAUAAUGCAUGCAAUUUCUCCUGCAAACUUUGACAGCAAAAGCCUGCUCCUCCAUCCAGACUUGAGAUUAUUUCCAAUUAACAAACAGCCUUUUGAAAUUUACAGCUUGUAUCUAGUUAUAUGUGGCAAACUACAUAAAAAUUUAAGGGUAAUCAAAUGUAAGCUGUAUUAACAAAUCAUAAAUUGGGUAUGUACUUAAACUGGCCUUUUUGUCACCUGAAGUUGAGAGUAUAUGGAAAUAUUUUUGAUGCUCUUGCUAGAAGAGUGGCAAAUGCAGAAAAGACCUUGGACCGAUUUACUUCAUCUUUUUCGUGAAAAUGCUGAGUUGUAAGAGCUCAAUAUUGCUUCUACCUGUCCUGUGACUUAAAUUUUGAGUUUGCAAUAUCAGAAGAGAUGAUGUUCCAUGCCCUUGUGAGGCACAACUGACUGCUUCAGCUCUAGAGAAGAACUCAAGAGUUGUCCCUACAGACUUUCCUUGAGAAUGGCAAGAGGCACAAUGAGGGCAAGAAAUCACUGAGAGGAAUGUCUUCCCCAUUGUCAUUUUUUCAGCAUGAAGGUGAUUAAAUACACUUCCAUACUUCAGGCGUGACCACACUUGCAAAAUGAUUAUGGAUGAACAAACAACUAAACUACAUACUUAAGAUGCAGGUCAGUUUUUAAACAUCUAUUAAUGCCGUUGCAAAAACUAAGUGUAAACAAGUCCCUGUGGGAAAGGGGUACACAAGGGAUUUCUUGCAUACAGAAGCUUACAUACUUUACAUACUUAAAGCUGCAUAAUCGUAGAACUCUAAAAUGUAUGAGUGGGGAAAGGCCACGCAGGAUAUUUGUUCACAUGGUAACCUUCAUGUCACAAUAUAGAAACGAAAUAAAAAUAUCCUUUGCCUAAGUAAUAAAAUUUGCAUUUAACUCAGGUACUAUUUCACCACAAAACUAUUACUGCUAUGAAGUUACUCAAGUGGGAAUUCCAAUCAGACUUGGAGAUAUAUAUCUAUAUAUAUGAGCUCAAGUUAACUUUGAAGGUUACUCCUUGCUUUUGCUCUGUGUGUUGUAAUGGAAUAACCAGUAAUAUUACUUCUGCUAUUAGGCAGCAUGUUGACUGGAAAAUUAAGGAAUGCUUCAGAAAGACAGGCUAGAAGAUGUACAGCAUUCUAGGUUAGUAGUCAAGUGGUACUCAGCUAUUUAAUUAGCUAACUUAACUUAGAUUUCCUACACACAUACUUGAUUUUGUCUCAUCAGUUAAAGUACUUUGGAAAACAAAUACUUAACAUCAAGUAAUAGAAGAUUUUUUUUCCCCCAGAUGUAGUUAAAUAGAGGAAAAUGAAGGUAGAUGAUGACUUUUAAAAGUUUAUUAUUUUUUCAAGACAGCAGUUCUGUUAUUUCAGUAUGAAAACAUGCUACACUUAGAAGUCUCUGGAAAGAAAGCCUGUGUGCUUGUCAUUUUUAUCAAAGGCUCUUACAGAGAUUGGCUUUGGGGUAAGCAUGCUGUUAGAGGCAGUGUGGUGCACUGACUGUGGUAGGUAGGUGCCAGCACUACGUGUUCAUGGGAAUCUGUCUCACUCAAGCUCACACAGCAGCUAGUCAGUACAGAUAAUAGCACAGCAAUGCAGUCAUUCUUUUGUGGGUUAGCAGGAUCUACAUUCAGCAGGUGGCAGGAACCCCAGUGCACUGAUUGGUACUGCUGGUAGAAAUAAUAUGGAUAAUGGGACAAAGUCCUAUUUAACCUGCGGGUGUUACUCCUCUGCCAUUCUGUUACAUGCUUUAUGUGCAGGGCUGUAACCAAUCCCUUUGAGCUGACAGUGAGUAAGCAAGCUCACUUUGCUAUCGAGCCUGAAAUUGCUAUAAAUCAUUAACUGUACACCAUUCACUUCUCUUUACCGACACCCGUUUAAGAACUGAGUACUCACACUUUCUCUCGUUUGCUGUGGCAUUCAGAACGGGCUCAGCCUUUACCUUUGGAAUCAGCCUAUUUUUUUUUUUACACUCAUGGCCUUAAUUUGAUUUUUUCCUAGUUUUGAAUUCUUGAUUUCACACCUUUCAUGUUUUUAGUAUCUUAAUUGCAUUUAUGUCUUUUAAAGUUGAAAUGAAAGUGUAAGUGCUGUGCAGUAACACGCACAUACCAGCAAACUUCUUCAGUUUAAAGUUUAAAACUGCUUGUUUUCAUCUCAGCUGCAACCUCUCCUUCCUGCUCAGGUUAACAGGAAGCAGCCCUUUAUUCUAAUGCAGGCAGCAAAGCAUCAGUAGUACUGAUAAAGCCUUAUGCUAUGCUUCAUCGAUUAACUCCUAAAAAAGUUUUUUAAAAGUUUAAAUAUUUAAGUUUUUUUUUUUAAAUACAACUUAAAAAAACAAGCAACAAAAACACACUUUACUUUGUCAAAAGCUAGUCAAGAAGAGCCAGGCUUGCUAUUCUGACUUCGAAACAAAACUCUAAGCACAUUCAGCUGUCCUGUUCUGACAGAGUAGUCAGAUGUGGAUGAUGAGGGAGUUGCACUACCUCUAACAAACAGAAGCUUACAGCAAGUUGUAAAGCUUACACUUUAACUACUUUUAAGGGGAUCCACCAGUUUAAAACCAUCCACCAUGUGGCACUAAAGACAGUUAUUGACACUGAUAGAAUACUGUCAGUGUAGGUAAAAAAAAAAAGUCAAAUGCACUUGGAACAAAUGUUCCAUCCACUUGCAGUUCAGUAACAGUAAGUGCCUGGUUAUUUUUCAUGCUUCUCCCCCAGAUCAAACUUCAUACACAAAAAUACCAUCAUCCCAAUAACUACAGAAUCCUCUUCCACCUUGCUGUUUGUAACACUUGAUCUCUUUCAUUUCAAAAUGCAACGAAAUGAAGUCCAUUCUGCUAAAAGGAGCAAAUUGAGGGGCACCGAUUUCAGUUCAUGCCACAACAUUUUCUAAGGACAACAGAUUUUUAAGAAAAAUAGUUCAAAUCCUUAUCAAACUUGGGAAUAUGCAACACAAUUCAAAUGAGUUUACAAUUAGAGUCAACAAUAAUAAAUACACUUGUCUAUUGCCUACAACUGCAAAUAGCAUGCUCUUCCCCUGCAAAGAGGGGCAAAGUCUGAUCCUUUAAAAAAAAUAUUUUUGUAGCAAUGCUACACAAAGUGACAGGGAAAUACCUUAUCUCUUCUCCACCACUCAGAACCUAGCUGAAGAUGAGAAGAAAAUGCAGGCGAGUCGGUCAGCUACUGCAGCAUCUCAGUCUUCCUUUAUUAGGCCACAUUGCCAUUAAAAAUACAGGUAUUUAAGAUUCCCAAAGUCUACUGCAAAGAGUUCAAGAUUUAAUCAUAUCUGCUUUACAUCUCUAGUAUAGCUCAUACACUGUUAUUUGCAAUGGCUUUUGUUUUACUGUACCUCCACCACAUGUCUAGUAUAGAGCUUGCCUUAUUCCAGCUGUAGAAAUUCAACAGCACAUUACAGUUCAUUCAAGAAUUUGCUUUUCUUUAGUAUGGAUAUUUCAUAUGGGAAGAAAACCAAUCUGUUGUAAACACAAUAAAACUGGCAGGGAUGAGAUUUUAAAAUUACUUAAAAGGAAUCAAGCAAACAUGGAAGUUUAUAUAUGCAUUAUUAGAAGGUUAGUCCAGCUCUCAAAGCAUUCAAAUACAUAUUCAUCAGCUUGCCAUAUGCUCACAUAAACAUGCAUGGCAACAACGACCACCUGCCCAAAAGCUGUCUUUCAUUUCUGGAAUCGGUGCUUUCUUAAAUUAAAAAUUGUCAAACCUGUGGUUUAGGUGAUGAUUUUAAAUGUUCAGUUUCCCUUCAAAUGAAUUUUUCUCAAUUUUUGUGCUUAUUUGAAGGUAUUGGUCCUUAUCCCAUGCGAUUUUACUGCUUGAUGCAACAAAUACACACUUGCACACUAAACACCAGAACCCCUUUUCUACUGUUACUUUUGCAUUUUAUUUGCUGUCACUGUGAUGAAAAGGUUUUACUUCUGAAAAUGGAAGAAAGUACCUUAAGCCACCCGUGGCUUGGAUUAAAUGACAGUCAAAUUUUGACUCAAGAUGGAAAAGUGUGCUUCAGACCAACAGGUGCUUUUCAAGUAAGCUACCUCCCAGGUGACUUCAGAUCUGGGGACUUGCUUUCAAAUGUUAAAGUUUCACCACAGCAAUGAGUGACCACAUUGGAAAUACAGCCUAAAGUAAGCUCUGUAAUCUCACCCUCCUCUCUUCGAUGUCAGCACUUCUUCUCAAGUUCCUCUCAGCAAUCAUCCCUUUCUUUACCAGCCCCUUCUCCAGCAUGAAAAGCAGCACUGGUAAACCAAGAGCUGGAAGCAAAGCCUGGUAAUUCUUUCACAUCACCCAGCAAAGCUUCAUUUUUAAGUUUUGCUGUCGCAGGCUGCUGGGGCAUCUUUUGACACAGCAGUGGAACCCCGAUAAUGUAUUGCAGCUAAAAGUAAUGAAGUCCUUCAGGCUUCAGCAUCAAAGAGAACACGUCUCCCAACAACACACCAAAGUACUCAGUGGGCUGUUUUAUUCCUGAACGGAAGAGAACCAAUCUCAAAUUAAUUCCUUUAUAUAAAAUCAAGUGUUUAAAGCCAAGUAAAAAGUUUUUACACUGAACACUAGAAAAGAUUUGUAAGUUAAAUCAAUUUCAAGCAAAAAUAAAUUUAUUUCAAAAUCUUA